CCUGUAAGCUGAUGACAGAACAAGGGGAAAGGGAGACUGGGAGGGAGAAUUUGGUUGUGUGCGGCCAAUGGGCUUGCCUGAUGUAUUUUUAAUGGCCAUGAAUAAUUGAUCAUCGUAUGUGAACACAUGCACCCCCGAGGGGCGGAUGCAGUGUGUCUGGUGCCGUCCGUUCAGACAUGAGUGCUGCCAAAGGAGCUUCUGGACUCAACAUGAACACGGUGGAGUUGAAGCAUCAGUGGGCGAUGCAGAGAAACCGCAGUCUGGUCCAGACGUACCUGCUCUCCAGCUCAGCGCUUCCUCUUCCCGGCACACGGAUCAGAGAUGACUUCAGGCUUCCUUCAUUAUCCAGAUCGACACAUGGUCGGACCACCACUGUGCCUCUCAGCAUCAGUGAGCCUUCCCUGUUCACUCCAGGCCAGAGGACAGAUUUCCAGUCCAAAACCCGUGGUCCAUUUUUACGCAACCGCGCUCCGUCUCUUCCCUCCAGCAAGAGCCCUGAGGACUACAAUCAAGUGUACAUGCGUUUCUCUCAGCCUCUCAGGCCGAUACCCAAAUCUGCACAGACACUUACUCGCGCUCAGAGGAGAACCACAGAAACCAGAGCCCCUCAGCCGCUCGUCAGGCCCUUCAGCAAGCCCUUAAACCCCGAGACUUUAUCAAUCAGAGGAAAAACCUGUGUCCUGAGCCAGCAUUCAAACAUGUCCUCCUCGUCCCGCACGCAGCUGCAUGUGUUUCUGCCUGUAGAGGGCGCCGCACUGGAGGACGACAGAGACAGCGAGUCUGUGGAUGAGGGAUUUAUGGAUGAGCUGGACAACAAAAUCACCAGCUUGAGGCUUCAGAGAGACCCAAAGGCCCUCAAACAGUGCACUAGAGGAAAAUCGCUGAUGGGUGAAAGGGUACAGUUAACGUCCUCGUAGUGUCAGGCCUAUAUGAGUUUUUGACGCAUGUCUGAUUAACUAGAGGAAUG
Messenger RNA from Danio aesculapii, 967 nucleotides. RefSeq lists its product as uncharacterized. The record is from RefSeq and is a predicted model, not a curated record. Bases 177 to 917 code for a protein of 246 amino acids. Lineage: Eukaryota; Metazoa; Chordata; Actinopteri; Cypriniformes; Danionidae. The transcript has 2 exons.